AGUUGAAAUAAUUCUGAAAUGCUUCCAGAAUUCACUUCCAGCGACUUUGUUCACCGAAUAUAGACGUAGCUUUUUUUUUUGCUGCUCUCCGGUGCAACCACGUGGCACAAGGAAGUAAUGUCCGACUUGAAACUGUAGCCAUACAAUCUCCAUCUCGCUGGACGAGUUGAGAUUACUCUGUGUUCAACCAAACACUCUAACGGAUACGAAGAAGACCGCCGAGCAAUUCGCAUCUUCAUCCGUUUGCCUACAGAAGUGAAGAGAUUAAAGAUUUCUCUUCCAUCUUCAAUCAAGUCGACAUUUCUGAGUUCUCCACCAGCCCACCGAGAAUCAACAGCCGUACCGCCCGCCGACAGAGCGAGGAAACGGCUUCCCGUCAUCACCCGAGCCUCAAGGAACUGGGUCAAAGUUAAAAGACGGAGGAAAACACAUUCUACCUGUGUCCUCAUGUGAUUCAAUUAUGCUGCUGGAUACUACUGAGUCUACCGCUGAACUGGGUUGGACAACGUAUCCUGACACAGGGUGGGACGAGGUGAGUGUGUUAGACGACAAAGGGAAACUCAUGCGUACCUUUGAAGUCUGCAAUGUCAAUCAGAACCCUCGUCUCCAAGACAACUGGCUGGCCACACCCUUCCUGUAUCGGCAGUCAGCUCCACGGAUCUUUGUGACUCUACGUUUCUCAGUCCGCGACUGUGCCAGUCUACGUUCCCCCUCCCCAACAUGCAGGGAGACACUGACACUGUACUACAAACAGGCUGACUCCCAGAGAGAGCUCAAGAGAACCUGGGCAGCUGAGCCUUCUAGUGGGGAUUCGAGAGAGGGCUGGGUGAAGAUCGACACAAUCGCAGCAGACAAGAGUUUCAGCCGUGUGGAGCCCAGUCUACCUCACCAGUACAAAUCUGAAAGCACACGGCGCAUCAACGUCAAAACCCGCAGCUUUGCUCCUCUCACACGCAAAGGGUUUGUGUUAGCAAUAGUAGACAGUGGAGCAUGUGUAUCGCUCAUGGGUGUUUCAAUAUUUUAUCGCCGCUGCCCAGCUACAAGUAGCUACCUGGCCAUCUACCCAGCCACACCCUCAGGUGCGGAGCCAACUUCUCUGGUUCCAGUGACUGGGACUUGUGUACCUCAUAGCCAAUCACAGGGUGGAACAGCACCAAGAAUGCAUUGUAACACCGAAGGUGAAUGGCUGGUUCCUGUUGGAGGAUGUAUGUGUGACGUGGGAUAUGAGCCCAACCAUAAUGGCUCAGCCUGUCUGGCAUGCCAGAUUGGGUUCUAUAAAGCAGUUGCAGGCUCAAUUUCAUGCACAGAGUGCCCGGCUAACAGCAGAACCAGCUCAGACGGCUCGAAACUUUGCGAAUGUCGGAGUGGAUUCUACCGAGCACAAACUGAUGCCAACACCACUGCCUGCACAAGCCCUCCGUCAGCACCGGUGUCUCUAUCCUGGGAGUAUGAGAGUUCAGAGGGUGGGGUGUCGCUACGUUGGAGACCUCCCAAGGACAUGGGGGGUCGGAGUGAAGUGUGGUAUGGGGUGGUGUGUCGAAUCUGCCCUUCUGCCACUAACACCCCACCCAGCAUGUGCUCCUGGUGUGGAGAGACAGUCACUUUUUCCCCUGCUCAAAAUGGCUUAAAACAGACAAAGGUCACCCUCAAAAACCUGCUCACUAGAGUCACCUACCUCAUACAGAUUCAAGCAAUAAAUGAAGUGUCAGCACUGAGUCCGUUUCCACCUCAGUUUUCCAGCAUCAACUUCACCACCAGCCAAUCAGUGCCUUCUGAGGUUCCAAUGCUGCACCAGUUGAGCAGAGUUCAAGACUCCAUCACCCUGUCCUGGCCUCAGCCUGACCGGCCGAAUGGUGACAUCUUGGAAUACCAGCUCCGAUACUACGACAAGGGUUCUGAUGAGGACAGUGCAAUGAAUGUGUUCAGUGAAACUAACACAGUGACAGUUGGAAGUCUGAUUCCAGGCUCCAUCUACGCUUUCCAGAUCCGUGCUCGAAAUGAGAGAGGCUACGGACCCUACAGCCACACUAUUUACUUCAGCACUCUUGCACUAGAGGAGCUCUCCAAACAAAUUCAAAAUCGGCUGCCUCUUAUGAUUGGAUCAGUGAUGGGUGGAGUAGCAUUUCUAUUGGUAGUGAUAGCAAUCAUCAUCGUGCUUGUGUUUCGAGGUAAAAGGCGAGAGAGCCCAUAUAGUGAUAGACUUCAGAGAUACAUCAGCAACAGAGGUGGGGUGAAAUAUUACGUGGACCCCUCCACUUACGAGGACCCCAGUGAGGCCGUCAAAGAAUUUGCACGUGAAAUCGAUCCUGCUCACUUAAAAAUUGAAGAGGUCAUUGGUGCUGCUCAGUUUGGGGAGGUGUCCCGUGGCUGGUACAGGCCUCUAGGUCGUAGAGAAGUGCUGAUUGCAGUUAAGACUUUGCGUUGGGGAGUGACAGACCGUGAGAAGAAUGUGUUCCUCAGUGAGGCAGGAGUCCUUGGCCAGUUUGAUCACCCCAAUGUUCUGAAACUAGAGGGGGUGAUCACUCGCAGCCCUCCUGAACGCAUUAUCACGGAGUUCAUGGAGAAUGGCCCACUUGAUGCCUUUAUCAGGGAAAACGAGGAUCAGUUCAGCGUGUUGCAGCUGGUUGGUAUGGUGAGAGGUGUUGGAGCUGGUAUGUGCUAUCUUUCAAAGCGGAAUUUUGUCCAUCGUGAUCUCGCUGCCCGGAAUGUACUGGUGAAUUCAAACCUGGUGUGUAAAGUGUCUGACUUUGGCCUGUCGCGAUUAAUGAGGGGUCUGGACCACAACAUGCCCACCUACACCGCUUCAUUGGGCAGUAAAAUCCCUGUGCGGUGGACAGCUCCUGAAGCUUUCCAGCAUCGUAAAUUCAGUUCAGCCAGUGAUGUCUGGAGCUUUGGGAUACUCAUGUGGGAGGUCAUGUCAUAUGGAGAACGUCCAUACUGGGACAUGAGCAACCAAGAGGUGAUGAAGGCAGUGACUGAUCAGUACCGCUUGCCUGCUCCAAACGGUUGUCCUCCUGCUCUUCACGGCCUUAUGCUGCAGUGCUGGCAGGGUGACAGGCAGGACCGACCAGGCUUUGAUUCUCUCUUGUCAUCCAUCGACCGUCUCAUACGACACCCCGCCUCCCUGAAGGCCGAGCACAUCCGUCCCACUCAGCCACUUCUUAGCCCCACCCCUACUGACCUCUCAUCAGUGGUAACAGUCGGGGAUUGGCUGACGACUCUAAAGAUGGACCGGUAUAAGGAUGUAUUUGAGAGGGCACAGUACCACAGUUUGGAAAGAGUGAGCAUGCUCACAAUGGAGGAUGUGCAAGUUCUAGGAGUGAAUUUGCUUGGUCAUCAGCGAAAGAUCGUAAAUGCAGCACAGCAGCUCAGGACACACCUCACUCAGGGACAUGUGGAGGUCUAAGGCUCCCCAAUUUGUGUUGACACAGCAGUGCAUGCUGAAGGAUGUAGUCCCCAGCGUGUGGCAGCUAGCAGAGGUGCAGGAACACUGGAAUAAAAAGAGAGAGAAUCAGGAAGAGACAAGUAGCUGAGAAAAAAAGAAGAGCGUUUUAUUUUUACUUAUUUGCCCAUCUGUCCCGCCCUUCCUUGCUGAACUGUUGUCUUCCAUAUCAGUCUUUCACUUUCUUCCUUAUUCAAUGUUGCACUACCUCACUUAUUAGUUCAUUACUUGAUGGCAUUCAGUAUGAACUUGCGCCUUAAACACACAAAAAAAGAAAGAUCUUUUCACAAUCAGUUGCAAGGACAAUCAAAGACUUUGAAUGGAUAGUAACUGACUUUUGUCUUUGUGGCACUUUUGGUCAAUGACACUAGAUGUUUUUUUUAUUAACUACUGUAUACAGCCAGACAAUACUCUCAUUGGUUGCAACAUGAAAACCCCAUAAAACCACCUAAAGGCUCUCAGCUUCUGGACUGAUGUAUAAUAUCAUACAAUAGUUAUUAUAGCAUGAUACACAAACAUUGUCAAGUUUGUAUUUGCAAUCUCACACUACAGCCACAGUAGUUCACUGCUUACCUAAGACUACAGGGGCCAUUCAGACCAAAUGUGUUCUGGUGAAAAAAAAAAAAAAAAAAAAAAAAAACCUUGGUACAUCAGUGCAACAAACAGAACACAACGCAAGUGUUUUGAGGUCAAAGAUGUCUGUCUAGUGCAUGUGUAGAGAGGAAAAUAAUUGAAACAGUGCAAACAUCUUUAUAUAAAAAAAAAAAAAAAAAAAAAAAAAAAAAAACCAUUCGGUGUGAACAGUCUCUAAGACCUAUGACAUUGAAUGUGAUGUGAGGUCUUGAAAAGGCGUCAAGUCACAAUCUGUGCUGCUGUGAGCCCAUUCCUAAGAACAUUUCCCUUCACCAAUCUGAAAAUGUGUCCACUAGUGGGCAAUUCCCUCUUCCCAUGAUACAUCCUGUUCAUGACUAUCUCAUCCCAUUAAUGAUGUAGCAUAGAGUCACACUUUAAUACAUGAACAUUGUAAAGUAGUGUUGCAGUAAAUUGCUGGCUGAAGUUAAAGAGAUGCACUUGUGUAUAUUUUAGGUGUGUGUGUGUCUGUGUAACAGACUUGCAAUGAACUGAUGAAAGAAUCUAUGUGGUGCUGCUAAAGUAAAUAAAAAAAGGGUGUGCUUGGGGGGGGGGGGGGUCGUAGUUGUAUAUUUGGAUCUGUUUCAUUGUACAGUUGUUCACCAUUAUUCCACUAUUGUGCAAAUUUGUAAAAUAUACAAGAUUUUGUUUAAAGAUGACUACUGUGUGAUAUGUACUGCACAUUUUUUUUAAUAAUCAUAAGUUAAAUAAAAAUGUAAUGUGCCGAGAGUGCCUUAAUGCACAAAGGAUUCUGUCCACAUCAUCACACUGUUGUAGUUCUACUGUAUUCUUCUUAUCUCCCAUAAAUAGCUGAGAGUCUGCAAAGUGUCAUGUAUCAGACACAGAUCAGUGUGAGUCAACUUUACUUGGAAGUGGACAUACAGUAGAUUCUCUUCAGAUUAAUGAUUUUUUCUUGACUCACAUAAAUGAACACCAUAAAACAAAAUAUAUAUAUAUAUUAUAUAUACACACACACACACACACACACACACACACACACACACACACACACACACAGAAUCAGUCUCAACCCCCACUAUUACCCCUCCCAAUC
Messenger RNA from Myxocyprinus asiaticus (Chinese sucker), 5126 nucleotides. Its product is annotated as ephrin type-B receptor 5-like. The record is from RefSeq and is a predicted model, not a curated record. Gene Ontology annotation, biological process: central nervous system projection neuron axonogenesis; axon guidance; protein phosphorylation. Gene Ontology annotation, molecular function: transmembrane-ephrin receptor activity; ATP binding; protein binding. NCBI's taxonomy places the organism in Eukaryota, Metazoa, Chordata, Actinopteri, Cypriniformes, Catostomidae. Gene Ontology annotation, cellular component: plasma membrane; neuron projection. The transcript is spliced from 19 exons. The coding region runs from base 461 to 3406 and encodes 981 amino acids.